AUGAAAAUCCUUGUGUUAUGUCUGGUGGUGCUAGCCACCUUUGGAACACAAUCUUAUGGAUUUGAGGUUUAUAAUAUCAUCAGCCCAAACAACAACGGUGGCAAUACUCAGGAGACAGUAACAAUUGACAAUGAAAAAAAUGUUGCCAUUGUUAACGUCCAUGCAGGAUCGUGCUCCUCUACCACGGUUUUUGACUAUAAACAUGGCUACAUUGCAUCCAGGAUGCUCUCCCGAAGAGCCUGCUACAUCCUGAAGAUGAACCAUGAAGCUAUCCCUGCCCUGGACCAACUCAAACGGUACAUCUACGAAAGGCAGGCUCUGAAAACCAUGUUCUCCAACAAAUAUACCUGGGUCAAGUACAACCCACUGCAGUCUCUGAUCACAGACGUGAAAUGGUUUCUGUUUGGGUCACCCAUUGAGCAGCUCUGCAAACAUAUCCCUUUGUAUAAGGGAGAAGUAAUUGAAAAGACACAUAACAUCGGUGCUCAAGGCUGUGCAAAGGCUGGGCUCCUGGGCAUCUUUGGGAUUUCCAUCUGCGCAGACGUUCAUGUUUAA
This is a messenger RNA of Pteronotus mesoamericanus, 555 nucleotides long. RefSeq names its product gastrokine 2 (gene GKN2). Bases 1 to 555 code for a protein of 184 amino acids. Gene Ontology annotation, biological process: regulation of cell population proliferation. The transcript is spliced from 6 exons. The record is from RefSeq and is a predicted model, not a curated record. Lineage: Eukaryota; Metazoa; Chordata; Mammalia; Chiroptera; Mormoopidae.